AUGUCUUUCAUCAUUUUUGUUUUGUUCUUUCAUGGAUAAAAGAAUAGCUAUGGCCAUUAUUAAACUCUUCUUUCAUCGUCUGUUCACAAAUCAUACAUUUGACGCAGGAGGAGAGGAUACGCGAGGCCAUUGAAGAUGCUGGAUUUGAAGCCAAAGUUAUUGAAGAAGACUCCAACUACACCUCAACUCAAAUAUGCCGCAUACACAUACGAGGCAUGACUUGUACCUCUUGCUCCUCCACUAUCGAAUCAGCUCUACAAUCCCUUCGUGGGGUGCACAAGGCACGAGUGGCCUUAACAACAGAAGAAGCAGAAGUCCACUAUGACCCCAAAAUCCUCACCCACAACUACCUAAUGGAAGCUAUACAAGGCACCGGGUUCGAAGCCAUACUAAUAAGCACAGGGGAACACAUGAGCAAGAUUGAACUUAAAAUUGAUGGCAUUAAAAACGACCAAUCCCUUGGUGCCAUUGAGCGCUCUCUCCGUUCAAUCCCUGGUGUUGAAACCAUAGACAUAUAUCCGGACAUUAACAAAAUUGCCAUAACUUACAUACCACACAUGACAGGACCAAGAACCUUCAUAGAAGUCAUAGAAUCCACUGGAUCAGGGUGUUUUAAAGCGGUGAUAUUUCCAAACGAUGAAGGAAGAGAAGCACUUAGACAACAGGAAAUUAACCGAUACUUCAAGCUUUUCAUAUGGAGUCUAGCUUUUACGAUUCCUGUUUUCUUGACAUCCAUGGUCCUCAUGUAUAUACCUGGAGUUAAACGUGUUUUGGAUGUCAAAAUUGUUAAUAUGUUGAAUAUUGGACUUCUCUUGAGGUGUGACUUUGCUACCCCGGUGCAGUUUAUCAUAGGUAGACGGUUCUAUGUUGGGGCAUAUAAAGCGUUGCGCAAGGGUUCUGCUAACAUGGAUGUGUUGAUAGCAUUAGGGACAAAUGCAGCAUAUUUCUAUUCUCUCUAUGUUGUGGAAAGAUCUGUUUUCUCUCGGCAUUUCAAAGGAAACGAUUUCUUUGAGACCAGCUCUAUGCUUAUUUCUUUUAUUCUGUUGGGUAAGUAUUUAGAAGUGUUAGCAAAGGGGAAGACAUCUCAGGCGAUUGCAAAGCUUAUGAACUUGACACCUGAGACAGCGAUCUUGUUAACUCAAGAUGAUAAGGGGGAUGUUGUUAGUGAAAAACAAAUUGAUAUUCGGUUGAUACAAAAGGACGAUGUGAUCAAGGUGGUCCCUGGUUCAAAAGUAGCAUCUGAUGGCUUUGUCAUAUGGGGACAAAGUCAUGUAAAUGAGAGCAUGAUAACCGGAGAGGGAAGGCCUGUGGCAAAGAGGAGGGGUGAUAUGGUGAUUGGAGGCACUAUGAAUGAGAAUGGGGUUAUGCAUGUUAAGGUGACAAGAGUUGGAUCCGAGAGUGCUCUCUCCCAGAUCGUUCGUCUUGUUGAGUCAGCUCAGAUGGCUAAAGCUCCAGUUCAAAAACUUGCAGAUCAUAUUUCUAAAUAUUUUGUUCCUCUGGUCAUUGUGCUUUCUCUUUCAACAUGGCUCUCCUGGUUUCUAGCAGGAAAGUUACAUGCAUACCCAAAAUCUUGGAUACCAUCCUCCAUGAACUACUUUGAGCUUGCACUUCAGUUUGGUAUUUCGGUCAUGGUCAUUGCCUGCCCUUGUGCUCUAGGCCUAGCCACUCCUACUGCUGUUAUGGUUGGUACUGGAGUUGGUGCAACGCAAGGUGUUUUGAUCAAAGGGGGCCAAGCACUAGAAAGUGCACACAAGGUGAAUUGCAUUGUGUUUGACAAGACAGGAACACUCACAGUUGGGAAGCCAAUGGUUGUAACUACAAAACUCUUCAAAAAGAUGUCAAUUAAAGAUUUCUAUGAAUUUACUGCUGCAGCAGAGGUGAACAGCGAACAUCCAAUCGCUAAGGCCAUUGUUGAGCACGCCAAGAAGAUCACAGAAGAACAAAAUCAUUCCUGGCCAGAAGCACACAACUUUGUUUCUGUUUCAGGCCAUGGAGUAAAGGCCAUUGUUCUAAACAAGGAUAUAUUGGUUGGGAAUAAAAAGAUGAUGCUGGAUCAUAACAUAUCCAUUUCAGCAGAUGCUGAAGAAAUACUAGCAGAAGCUGAAAGCCUGGCUCAAACUGGGAUUUUAGUAUCCUUGGAUGGAGAAGUCGCUGGAGUUUUGGCUGUCUCAGAUCCAUUGAAACCUGGCGCCAAUGAAGUUAUUUCCAUUCUUAAUUCCAUGAAAAUUAAGAGCAUCAUGGUGACAGGUGAUAACUGGGGUACUGCCAAUUCCAUUGCCAGACAAGCCGGUAUUGAAACUAUCAUAGCAGAGGCUCAACCAGAGACUAAAGCAACUAAAAUAAAAGAACUGCAGGCUUCUGGGUAUACGGUGGCAAUGGUGGGAGAUGGCAUCAACGACUCACCAGCACUUGUGGCAGCUGAUGUUGGAAUGGCAAUAGGUGCUGGCACAGACAUUGCAAUUGAGGCAGCUGACAUCGUUCUGAUGAAGAGCAACUUGGAAGAUAUAAUCAUUGCCAUUGACCUUGCAAACAAAACCUUCUCUCGUAUACGUCUAAACUACUUUUGGGCUUUGGGUUACAAUAUCUUAGCCAUCCCAAUUGCAGCGGGCAUUCUUUACUCAUCCACUAGAUUUCGCUUACCACCAUGGAUUGCUGGAGCUGCAAUGGCUGCCUCUUCUCUCAGUGUGGUUUGCUCAUCCCUCUUGUUAAAGAAUUACAAGAGACCUUCGAAGCUAAAUAACAUGGAGAUAAAUGGUGUAAAGAUUGAAUAAUUAUUCGAUGUGCCAAUUGCAAAUGUCUCGUUUGUUUGUUGGGGCUGUAAAUAAAACACCUAAUUUUAAUCAAACUACAUCUGCACAAAUAUAUAGAAACUAACACUACAUUUUGAAUGUUAAAAAUACUUCAUUGGUAUUUAUUACUGUUCACUUUUACUUAUUAUUUCGUGUACUAACGGAUAGGCGAGCGAGUGACCACCUCGUUCCUUUCGAAAAAUUUGGAGAGAAAAGUGGAUAUGGAGGAUGGUUAUCCUGGCGAGAGAAUUUGAGGGUGGUGUGUUCCCGGAGUUGUGCGGAGGGAGAGGUCGUCACGGGUCCUUGGUGGUGUUGUAAAUAAACCAAAACUAUGUCGUUUUAGAUAUAUACUUUUCUGUACUC
This is a messenger RNA of Vigna umbellata (rice bean), 3152 nucleotides long. Its product is annotated as putative copper-transporting ATPase HMA5. Gene Ontology annotation, biological process: monoatomic cation transport. Gene Ontology annotation, molecular function: copper ion binding; ATP binding; ATP hydrolysis activity. The record is from RefSeq and is a predicted model, not a curated record. Gene Ontology annotation, cellular component: membrane. Lineage: Eukaryota; Viridiplantae; Streptophyta; Magnoliopsida; Fabales; Fabaceae.